Drosophila willistoni is the source of this 1927-nucleotide messenger RNA. RefSeq lists its product as uncharacterized. The record is from RefSeq and is a predicted model, not a curated record. Lineage: Eukaryota; Metazoa; Arthropoda; Insecta; Diptera; Drosophilidae. Bases 199 to 1032 code for a protein of 277 amino acids. The transcript has 4 exons.
UUAGUUCGUCCGUGUAGUAAGAUGUAGAAAAAUAUGUGAAAAAAAAGUGGAAAAAAAAUCAAGUAAACAAUUCUAGAGCAUUUUUUUCGGAACAAAAUUAUUAAAACAAAUUGAAAUAAAAAACAGGAAAAACACAAAAAAAAAAAAGAAAAGAACGGGACGAAUUUGUGAUCAUCAACAUCUUUCGACGGUCUCUCGAUGAUGGUCGUGACCAGCUCAAGCUUCUGGCUGGCAUGGCUGUUCCUUAUGUGCGUUGGUAUUGCGUUUUGCACACGGCAGGCUUCGCAGGUUUAUAAGCAACGGAAUGUGGCCAAAGAAGAAGAGUCAGAACGGUUUGAGGGACGGAAACCACAACGUGAUGAUGGAGGUGAAGAAACGGCAGCAAAAACAGAAAAAGGCAAGGCUGUGGCCAUGAAAAUGUUCAAUCGGGAUGCAGUCCUCCGACCGCAACAACCGAACGAUAUUGAGGGCUCCCCGAUCACGACAAGACAACGGGACCAGGACAAAAGAAAUAAAUCCAGAUAUAACAGCAACAGCAACAGCAACAGCGACAACAACCACACAAAUGACGUAAAGCUAGAGGAGGAUGAUAAGGCUAGGCAAAUGCGUUGGGUUGAGAAUGUUUGCGGCUUCAUAAAGCGUCCCCUCGUCGACUUUAUUUACGAACAGGCCAUGGCAGCUAGAUUACAAAAGCUCCAAGAACUUCACGUUGCCAACCCUGCCCAGUUGGCACGGCCACCACGAGGACCACCAGGACCAACAGGGCCGCCACUACCACUGCCCAGUAGUGGCCAUUCAAUGCGACCCACGCGUUCGCUUCGACGCAAACGUCAGCCAAAAAUGAGAACGAAAACAGGUGUCGUGUCUCGAGCCAAAGAUACCGUAACUGCCAAAGAACUCUACAAUUUGAAGGAUCAGCUGGUUAAAAUACUGAACGAAGGAAUCCUAUCUGCAAAUGACAACAGGAUGGAUGCGCUGAGCAAGCGGAGGGAUCGACAUGGUGAUAAUGCAUCAUCUUGUUCGUGCUAUUGAAAUCAGGAUCAACACUUACACAUUUUUAUAUUGGAGAGUAGGUUAGGAAAGGUUUUAACGUGUUCUUUUUAAUCUUUUUUUUCUGUGUUUUUUUGUCUUCUACUGAAUCCUGCUUUUUGUUUUCUACUGAAUCCUAUUUUUUAAAGUAGCAGACAGUUUCGAAAAGAAAGCAUAGAUAGGUUUUACAUUGUGUAGUUCCUAAGUUAAAAAGUUUGCUUUGCAUAUUUUUCUAUAAUUUUUUAAAGUUUAUUUUAUAGAAAAUCAUUUUUAUCCACACACACACACACACGGAAAACUGCACUGGCAUCUGCUCUGCUCAAUUCUACUCCGGCUUACACUAUAUACACGAAAGAUCAAGGACACCUAAUACACUAUAUACACCGAAGGCAAGCAAAAUCAUUCACUACACAGACACAUACACAAUGAUUAGGGCUUUCACACUUGUACACGAUCGAAACGGCGCGCUUCUACUGGUAUCUACACCUUGAAACACAGACGUACAUACACCUCCAAGUGCCCUCCUAGUUACGAAACUUCUUGUUGCUCAAUGGUAUCUACACCUUGAAACACAGACGUACAUACACCUCCAAGUGCCCUCCUAGUUACGAAUCUUCUUGUUGCUCAAUACUAACGCAUAAGGAAACGCAUCUAAAACAAAAAGGACUACACCUUGAAACACAGACGUACAUACACCUCCAAGUAUCCUCCUAGUUACGAAUCUUCUUGUUGCUCAAUACUAACGCAUAAGGAAACGCAUCUAAAACAAAAAGGACUUAAUCUUGAAAAUUUGUAAAAUAUUUCGCUUCGUCUGACAAAACAAAAUUUUUCGUAUUGUCAUCAUGUAUGUCAAAAUUCUAAAUUUUAAUGUGUAAUAAAAUCCCAAAUUCAAAGUGUA